UUUUUGAUUUAGCCCGUAAUCUUUUUGGUCUGUGUGAUGUGAGUUAAUUUGGGCUAAUUUGGGUUCUUACAUUUGUGUGUAAUAAUUCAAUGGUAGUUCUCAUUAGGUACUUUGUACCUAAAGUACUUGACUCUUUUUUUCUUUAUCUUCAUCUUCAUUCAUGCUAGCGAUCCCGAGAUUGGGCCCCAUGUAACAUCGUCACUUCAAAAUGUUGUUAAAGCCUUACCCAGCCAUGCGAUCCUGCUCGCAAGCAUCCUGCCGACAGUCCCGGCAGCAUGGCGAUGACGGCAGAGUUAAGACAAAGUGGCUCUGCUAAUGUGUUAUUUUAUUUUCCCAAGAUAUAUUGUAUUAUGCGUUAUGCUAUCCUCCAGAUCGCAAAGUUUGGCUAGUUGUCACUUUAAUAUAACUAUGCUAUACUACUACUAUUAUACGUGUUGCUAUAUGUGCUGUAAAGAAAUGGGGGCUAUUCGUUAUGUUAUGCAUGUGUACGUAAGUAUGCCCUUAUUACAAACGGGCAUACCCAUUCUGUGCCUGACUUUUGGGUACAUAUUAUCCUGGAAAAUUACCUGCCUUGGACGUGAUGAAAUGUAUGUAGGUAUAUCCAGCUUACCCUGCUGCCCUGCAAAAGUCGUUACAUAGUAGAUACUACAGCAAGAAAUUGAAAAGUCUGUGCUGUUGCCGUCAUUGGUAACCCUGUCUAGGGAAGCUGAUGCAAAUCAUCA
This is a messenger RNA of Daldinia caldariorum, 722 nucleotides long. RefSeq lists its product as uncharacterized. The coding region runs from base 316 to 639 and encodes 107 amino acids. The record is from RefSeq and is a predicted model, not a curated record. Lineage: Eukaryota; Fungi; Ascomycota; Sordariomycetes; Xylariales; Hypoxylaceae. The transcript is spliced from 2 exons.